This is a messenger RNA of Sporothrix brasiliensis 5110, 831 nucleotides long. RefSeq lists its product as uncharacterized. Gene Ontology annotation, biological process: protein phosphorylation; mitotic DNA damage checkpoint signaling. The record is from RefSeq and is a predicted model, not a curated record. NCBI's taxonomy places the organism in Eukaryota, Fungi, Ascomycota, Sordariomycetes, Ophiostomatales, Ophiostomataceae. Gene Ontology annotation, molecular function: protein serine/threonine kinase activity; ATP binding. The coding region runs from base 1 to 831 and encodes 276 amino acids. The transcript is spliced from 2 exons. Gene Ontology annotation, cellular component: cytoplasm; nucleus.
AUGAUCCCGGGCGAGUUCGAGUACCAGCAAGAUCUGCAAACACCUCUGGCUUCUUGUCCCAACUUGCGGACCGUGAUCGACGUCAUCCCUGAUUUCGAGCUGUUCGUCUUUCGUUUUCUGGCCGCCGACCUCCUCCAGGUCAGCCAGAGGCCCAUGUCUCCGGAAACGAGGAAACGCAUCCUCAAAAGUGCCCUGACCGGACUGGCUGAGCUUCAUGAUCGAGGGAUCAUCCACACAGACAUCAAACCCAACAACAUCCUUCUUGACUACGAGGAGAGGACCAGCGACGAUCUUUCCAUUAAACGUGUUCAGAUUGCAGAUUUGGAGGAUGCAGUGCUCCUCCCGCCCGGUAAGAAUCUCAAGGGUUGCCUCUGUGGAAACCAGCUCUGGCGAAGCCCCGAGUCGUGGGCACGUGCCCGGCAGAAUACGCCGUCUGACGUCUUCUCGUUUGGGGUGGUCAUCGUCUACGUGAUGCUCCAUGACAUGAUCUUUCGUGUGAGUGAGAAAGGGCCCGGCGGAGACGAUGCUGCUUGGUGGCCGAUUCUCCGGAGACAUAUAUCCUUCUUCGGAGACGAGGACGGCUUCAAGGGCCUGCUGAAGCACAUUGGCGAGGACAGUGUGUUUUUCGACCGCCUCAUUUCUGUCGCGGGCGACUUUGAUGCCGAGCGGCCGAGAAAGCCGUUUGCAAUGUGGUUUUACGUGGAUGCGGAACUCCGGGAUUUGGUGACAAGAAUGACAAACUUGGAUCCGGCGAGGAGGAUCACGGCGCGCGAGGCUCUCGAGCAUCCUUGGUUCCGCGACGCCGGUUCCGAAUCGGGGCAGAAGACAUGA